UUAGAAAACGAAUAAGGAAGCCCAGCGAUAACAGUAAAAACAUCACCGCAACAAACCAUACUUUCUCUCUAAUACCCAAAGACAAUAUUUGAUGUAAUGGAGGUCCCUGGACCAGACAGCGACUGGAGAAGCCCACAGUUCCGACAAAAAAAUGUCGCACAGAUAGAGGAUGCGAUGAGAAUGGCUGGGACUCCACACUCAAAGUCCAGCACUGACAUGGAGAAUCAUGCUUACGUCAAAGCCAAAUCCCGUGAGGAAUACUUGUCUCUGGUUGCACGUUUGAUAAUACACUUCAGAGACAUUCACAAGAAGGCUCUUGGCGGUCCAGGUGAAUAGGCGCAUUUUCCAUCUCUUUGGCCGGGAUCUGUCUAUUGGUGCCAUAAGAACAGACCAUUUUGAAAGAGGCAGCCCACUUGCCCAAAUUAAUAAUUAUGACUCAAUCAAGAUUUUUGAUAGACGAUUGCCACCUCCCCUCCCUAACCACCAGUUAUGUUUUGUUAAAUUACUCACAGCUGUAAGAAUUACAGGCCACUCGUUACUGGUCCCUGGGCCACCCAUCCAUAAACAGACUUCUCCUGUGGCCUUUGAUUCCAUGUCUUAUAGGCUUGCAUCGCCUGGACUGGAUCUUAUGUAUUUGUUUUACAUUGUGUUUUUGUGUCAUCGUGCUAAACUCCCCAGAUUAAAUGAUUUUUUCUCUAUCUGUCAUUGAUCAAAUGCUAUUUUUCACUCCAAUUCCUCAACACAUAUUGGUUUCCACUUUGAUAUUUUUUCAUUUGAUGAAAAGGGAUAGAUGGGAUGCAAUGUAAAUUGUGUUAUUGCAUUUAACUCGAUAUUGUUCUUGACUGAACUUCAUCUUAUUCUUUAAACUAUGAUGUUUCCAGAUGUCAAUACAGAACCUGCUGCAUAAUGAUACCCAGUUGGGAAUGAGAACAUUCUAGUUCGAUUUUUCGAAUCCACAGCAGGCAAGUGUUGAAUAAUGUUUGUUUACAAAUUACCAGCACCCCCAGUUCCUUAAAAUGAAAUGCACGUUUAAAUAACGUCUGAGGAUUACUUUACAACAUGAAUUAUUGCAUGAGCAGGCCUGACCAUUGUGUUGAAUAUUUUAACGAACUGAAUGAAACUUUUUUGUGAAUCCUAAUAAACCUCGUUCCUUUGAAAUACAAAGGCUGAUUA
Molecule: messenger RNA, 1173 nt
Organism: Gadus morhua (Atlantic cod)
Lineage: Eukaryota; Metazoa; Chordata; Actinopteri; Gadiformes; Gadidae
Product: mediator of RNA polymerase II transcription subunit 15
Exons: 4
Coding region: 97-336 (79 amino acids)
Biological process (GO): regulation of DNA-templated transcription
Molecular function (GO): transcription coregulator activity
Source: RefSeq, a predicted model, not a curated record